Molecule: messenger RNA, 3723 nt
Organism: Hevea brasiliensis (rubber tree)
Lineage: Eukaryota; Viridiplantae; Streptophyta; Magnoliopsida; Malpighiales; Euphorbiaceae
Product: E3 ubiquitin-protein ligase BRE1-like 1
Exons: 19
Coding region: 413-3049 (878 amino acids)
Cellular component (GO): nucleus; HULC complex
Molecular function (GO): metal ion binding; ubiquitin protein ligase activity
Source: RefSeq, a predicted model, not a curated record
UUCUAACAUUCACGAAAUUUCAAGCUCCUUAUGCAAAUUACGUUUUUUUCUCCUUCUGCGGCUCUAACGAGAGAGAAAAGGUAACCGCCUGCUCAGACACAGAGAGAGAGAGAGAGAGAGAGAGAGAGAGGGGAGGGAUCGAGCUCUCAAGCCCAGGCAGAUACAGAUACAAAUUUAUGGAUAUAUAAAUAGAGACGUUUGGAUUAGGUUUCGAAGAUUAGGGUUUUGGAGGAAAAAUAAAGAAAAAAUAAGGACUGUUUGGGUUUUGAAUUAGGGUUUUGAAGAAAUUAGUUGUAUAGAGUUUGCUAUGUUGAGUAGCCCUUGUGUUUUCUCUCCUAUUUUUGGAUUGUGUUGAAAUUUGGUGUGCCCUAAUGUGACUGAAGCUGUUGCCGGGUGAGGUGUCAGGGGUUCAAUGGGCAGCACCGGGGAACCAGACCGAAAACGGCGUCACUUCAGCUCCAUAUCACCUACGGCUGCCAUGCUUAGGAAGCAGCCUUUCUCGCACUCAUCUGAGGACAAGAAGCUUGAUACUGCUGUUCUUCAAUUUCAAAAUCAAAAGCUUGUACAGAAGUUAGAAGCUCAAAAGGUUGAGUAUUCCGCAUUAGAGAAUAAGUUCUCACAAUUAAAGGAGAAACAACUGCCUUACAAUUCCACAUUGAAAUCUGUCCAUAAGUCUUGGGAAUCGCUGGUUACCGACUUGGAAGCACAUUCCACCUGCACAAGAGAGUCUAGCAUUGGGCAAGAAAUUAGAUGCUUAUCAAUUACUGAUGAUGGAGUUUCAUCUUCGUUUGAGGAAGCUUUUCGUAGCCGGCUUGUAGAAACUGGUGCAACUGAAACUUCCUCUGCAAAUGAUUGCCUCAAUUCAAUGGAAGAAGAUAAAGGAAAUGCUUCUGAAAAAAUUAAGAAUAUUUUAAGUAAUAUAGUGGCUGCAAUCAAUGACCUUUGCCGACUAAAGGAUGGAUUGCAUGCAAUUGUUUUGAAUAAAAUUUCGGAGCAUGGUGCAGGUACGCAAAAGGAAUCUUGUGAGUUGGUGGCAGAGGUUAAAAACUUGAGAUUAGCACUAAGUGACCUCCAUCUCAAGCACAAAUCUCUUGCAAGGGAAUUGCAGAGCUGUAGAGACAUUGAUGCAAAAAGUAAAGCUGAGCUUAAGCAGUUAAAAGGGGAACUGGAGAGUGCUGUUUCUGAUUUAGAAGAGAGUAAUUUGAAACUGGCAACUCUUAAAGCAGAAAGAGAUGCAACAAAAGGGACAUUUUUCCCUGUCUUAAACCUUGGAAGUAAGCCUGUUCCUGGUGAUAGAGCUAGAGAUAAACAAAAGAAUUUGCAAGAGAUGGAGUCUGCUCUCAAAGAGCUUCUAGAUCAAGCUUCUUCCCGACUGCUGGAAUUGAAAGGUCUUCACGAUGAAAGGAUAAAAAUAUUGCAAAAGUUAUCCAAUUUGCAGAACUCAUUGAAGAAUGUGAAGCAUAUUUCUUCUUCGCAAGUCUACCUUUUGGUGAAAGAUCAAGUAGAAAAAUCAAAAUCAGAAGUUUUCCAGUAUCAGGCCUUAUAUGAGAAACUACAGGUUGAGAGGGAUAACCUUGUCUGGAGGGAGAAGGAAUUGAACAUGAAAAAUGAUUUGGUUGAUGUUUUUCGAAGAUCGUCUGCAGUUGUGGAUUCUAGAAUUGCUGAUUUAGGGAUAGGGAUACAGAGACAGAUCAGUGAGAGAAAUAUGAUCAAGGCUAAGCUGGAAGAGGCAUCAGGAGAACCUGGAAGAAAAGAAAUUAUUGCUGAAUUCAAAGCCUUGGUUUCCUCAUUUCCUGAGGAAAUGGGAAAUAUGCAACGUCAAUUGAGUACUUACAAAGAGGCUGCUUCUGAUAUUCAUUAUUUGCGGGCUGAUGUGCAGUCUCUUUCUACUGUUCUUGACAGGAAGGUAAAAGAGUGUGAAAAUUUAUCUACGAGAUCCAAAAACCAAGUUGCUGAGAUACAAAAGUUACAAUCUGUGGUCCAAGAUCUGAAAGAAUGUGAUCUGGAGUUGAGGCUGAUUCUGGAAAUGUAUAGACGUGAAUCCAUUGAUUCUAGGGAUGUUGUGGAAGCCAGGGAUGUUGAAUACAAGGCUUGGGCUCAAGUUCAAAGUUUGAAAUCCUCUCUUGACGAGCAAAAUUUAGAAUUACGAGUUAAGAAAGCAAACGAAGCUGAGGCCAUAUCCCAGCAGAGGCUUGCCACGGCAGAAGCUGAGAUUGCUGACCUGAGGCAGAAAUUGAAAGCUUCCAAAAGGGAUAUGUCUAGACUUUCUGAUGUUCUGAAAUCCAAAAAUGAAGAAAAUGAGGCCUACUUAUCUGAAAUAGAGAUGAUUGGACAAGCAUAUGAUGAUAUGCAAACUCAAAACCAGCAUCUGUUGCAGCAAAUCACAGAGAGGGAUGACUAUAAUAUUAAGCUUGUUUUGGAGGCUGUGAGGGCAAGACAACAGCAGGACUCUCUACUCAUGGACAAACGAACCAUGGAAAGGGAGAUUCAGCAAGCUAAUAUUUCGCUUGAUUUCUAUAAUGUAAAAGCUGCAAGAAUUGAAGAUCAGUUAAAAAUUUCUUUUGACCAGGUUCAUAAACUUACAGAAGAGAAAUUUCAAAACACGAGAACAUUGGAAAAUACUCAAAAGAGAUUGUUAGAUGUAAGAAAAUCAUCUAAUCAGAUAAGAGAGUCGCUGGAGGACUCACAAUCUGAGGUUGAAAUAAGUCGAGCAGCUCUUUUGGAACUGCAGAUAGAACUAGAGAGAGAGAGGUUUGGCAAGAGAAGAAUAGAACAGGAAUUGGAAGUAGCAAGGAGAAAGGUUUCAGAUCUUCGAGUACAGAGCGAGGGGUCAUCAAUUGUAGAAAAGCUUCAGCAGGAACUUAAAGAAUACAGGGAAAUUGUGAAGUGUAGUAUCUGCCUUGAAAGACCUAAAGAGGUUGUCAUUACAAAAUGUUACCACUUAUUCUGCAAUCCAUGUGUACAAAGAAUUAUGGGAAGUCGUCACCGGAAGUGUCCAGCGUGUGCCACAAGUUUUGGGUCUAAUGAUGUGAAGCCUGUUUAUAUCUGAGAUAGAGAAUGGUUGAAGGGGAUAAGUUGUCCGGGUCUUCUUGUUUAUGAGAUUCAGUCCCGAAUUUGGGUUCUUAGAUGCCUGUGUGCGUUGAUUAAAGGCUUGAGCUAUGGAUCCCACAGGUUCAUGCCUGUUGUGUUAGAAUUUUGUUGAGAGAAGAAUGAUGACACAGGAUACAGUUCUGCUUCUGUCUAAUUAUCAAGCCGUGCAAAUCAUCUUUAGAUUGAGUUUAGGUUGUGACUUUGCUUAGUUUGACUUCACUGUGUUUACAAUUCUUGUUUCUUCGUGUAACUGCAUAGAGCCACUGGAAUCUUUCAAUUUAUUAUUUGCAGAUGUUCAGAAUGGAUGAAAUGCUAUUGCCCAAAGCAUUGGAUUUGGAGGUUAUGCAACUGAUAAGAGUGGCAAGUGAUGUUGUAAGCCUCAUGGCGCACUGCAUUGCUAUUUGAUGUCAGUUUUUCUCCACCACUGAAAACAUGUGGAGUGUUAACCAAAUUUUUGGGUGUACAGGUUUUAGUAAAUGCAUUAGAUUUUUCAGAAAACAUCAGUUUAUGUCUUCUUUGUUUUACAAACUAGGACAUUUAUAAUAAUAGUUUUUCCAAGAUGUACACAGAUAUGUAUAGUUUUAUUUAAUUAUUUUUAGUUAUAUAUAAAUUCUACUAGGUAAUUUUCAGAUA